AUGUCAGACCCACCCAAGAAAUAUAUCAAGAUCAAUGGGAUUAUGAAACUGAACCCAGUGUGGAAGAAGUGGAAGGAGGAUCAAGCGAAAGCGAGUGGUGGCGCAGCCGCACCAGUAGCUGCGACCUCGGUUGCCAAUCCAAGCCAGGCCCUCCCUGUGGUGACCAAUAUGGAAGAUCAUGAAGCCAUUUCCGCUGCUUCGGCGGCAGCUGGUGGUCCCGAAAUCGCCCUUUCCGAGUCUACCAACGCCACAAUCGAAAUGAUGCAAGAGCCCGAGAUUGCAGGAGAAGCUGGAAUGACUCCCGAUACCAUGGUGGAUGAGCUCGGUGCUGUUCUCAACAAGUACGAAGUCCCAAUGGGUUUGAUGAACAAAUUGAUGAUGCUCAGCGAAUACGAUGUGCUCGAGUUUAUGAUUGAUGAUUCAGGCUCGAUGACGCUGGCGUCUGAUACGGUGGAUCCUCUGACUGGGAAAACAUCAACCCGUUGGGCAGAGUGUCACCGACGCCUCAAGGAGAUGAUUGAGAUUAUUGCCUACGUCCCCUUCCAGCAGAUUGGCAUUCUCUUUUUGAACCGUCAAACCACUCUUGGCUUGACACGCAACGGCCGCGAUCCAAAGACGUUUUUGGCGGAUGCUUUCAACCAAAUCGACAAUGUAUUCAAGACCGGUCCUUCCGGUUCCACCCCUGCCUUUGAAAAGAUCCAAACGUCGCUCGCCAUGGGACAAGGCAAACAGAUUGCACGCUACUUUUUUGGAGAUGGAAUCCCCAACGGAGGCCAAAAAGCUCAAAAGAAGAUUGUGGAAGUCCUCAAUGCACGCGCCAAUCCUCAGGGAAACCCAAUGACCUUCCUCAGUUGUACCAACGAGGACGCGGCUGUGGAAUGGAUGAAGGACGCCGAAGAGAUUGUCCCUUAUUGCUCUGAAUCGGACGACUUCAAAGAUGAGUCUGCGGAAGUGAUGAAAGAUCAGGGAGCUGCAUUUCCCUUUAGCUAUGGUUUCUAUCUGAUUUGUGCUUUGGUUGGAGCCUCCAACCCGGAUGAUUUGGACUGCAUGGAUGAGUCGGUUCCAUUCACCAGGCCAGCUCUAGGCAAUCUUUUGGGAAUCGAACAGGACGAACAAAGCUACAAACACUACUUUGAUCGCUUCUUGGAAGCGCAAAGCAAGAGGCCUAUCGAGGGCCCAAGCGAUCAGCUGAAAAAGUCGGUCGACUGGAAGCCCCUGUACCAGGAUUUCAUGCAGGCCCCAACAGCUUCGAUGAUUCCCUUCGUUCAAGACUUCAAAAAGAAGAUUGCUGCUGCGCAUUGA
Molecule: messenger RNA, 1302 nt
Organism: Seminavis robusta
Lineage: Eukaryota; Bacillariophyta; Bacillariophyceae; Naviculales; Naviculaceae
Source: the annotation of a GenBank genome assembly